Molecule: messenger RNA, 991 nt
Organism: Anopheles aquasalis
Lineage: Eukaryota; Metazoa; Arthropoda; Insecta; Diptera; Culicidae
Gene: MED7
Product: mediator complex subunit 7
Biological process (GO): regulation of transcription by RNA polymerase II
Cellular component (GO): core mediator complex; mediator complex
Molecular function (GO): transcription coregulator activity
Source: RefSeq, a predicted model, not a curated record
UUUGGUUCAGGCUUGAACCCCGUUCCGUGGCCAGAAAUUACCGUAAAAAGUGUGGAAUUUUUAACCUGGGCAUUUCUGUGCGAGUUAAUAGCCAACUUAAGUCAAUUCCCAACUCGCGCCGUUGUUCGUGUUGAACAAGGAAGCAGGGAAAGUGUCACAGACUUGAAGAACCGCAGUGAACCGGAGCGCGAAGGGAUCCUGUAAAAGAAGAGCCAACGCACCCCGGAGCUACGAUGGCCAACGCGGAGGCCAUUCAGGUGAGCUCACUGCCGUUGCCACCAGCGCAGUACAUCAACCUGUACACGGACGACAACAUCCGCAAGAACCGUGCCCCGAAACCGCCGGCCCCGAUCCAGGAUGCGUACACCAUGUUCGGCAGCCCGUUCAACAACGACGACAACAUCAUCCGGCCGCUGGAGAUCCAGGGAUUCAAGCGGCUCUACCCGCAACACUUUGACCGCCGGAAGGAGCUGAAGAAGCUGAACCACUCGCUGCUGGUGAACUUUCUCGAUCUGAUUGACCUGCUCGUCCACUACCCCGACAGCCCACGGCGAGCCGAGAAGAUCGACGAUCUCAACCUACUGUUCGUGCACAUACACCACCUGCUGAACGAGUUCCGGCCGCACCAAGCACGCGAAACGCUGCGGGUCAUGAUGGAACUGCAGAAGCGGCAGCGGUUAGAGACGGCCCAGCGCUUCCAGAAUCACCUCGAGAAGGUGCGCGAGAUGGUGAAGAACGCGUUCGCCUCGCUCCCGGAUCUGACCGAUGCGGACCGUCUGGGCGGUGGGCUGGAACCGAUGGACGUGGGCGAGGCCGGCGAUUUGGCGGGUGGUCGCGGCGAAGGUUGCCAUCCGCUGGAUCGGUUAAUGUGCGAGAUCGUCGAUCGGAUGUGAACACGACACCGUCGAAGCCAACAUUAUUUCAUUUCUAACCUGUUUUUGUAAUAUCAUAAUCCUUUGGAGUAUCCACGAAAAAUAUAGUAAAUUAUUAA